AUGAGGACCGGCCUGACUCAGACUCAGUCUGAGACCAACCCCGAGAUCAGUGUGUUCGAGAUCACCGUGUUCGAGAUCAGUGUGUUCGAGAUCAGUGUGUUCGAGAUCAGUGUGUUCGAGAUCAGUGUGUUCGAGAUCACCGUGUUCGAAAUCACCGUGUUCGAGAUCAGUGUGUUCCAGAUCAGUGUGUUCCAGAUCAGUGUGUUCCAGUUCAGUGUGUUCGAGAUCAGUGUGUUCGAGAUUAGUGUGUUCCAGAUCAGUGUGUUCCAGAUCAGUGUGUUCGAGAUCAGUGUGUUCCAGAUCACCGUGUUCGAGAUCAGUGUGUUCCAGAUCACCGUGUUCGAGAUCAGUGUGUUCCAGAUCAGUGUGUUCGAGAUCAGUGUGUUCGAGAUCAGUGUGUUCGAGAUCAGUGUGUUCGAGAUCACUGUGUUCGAGAUCAGUGUGUUCGAGAUCACUGUGUUCGAGAUCACUGUGUUCCAGAUCACUGUGUUCGAGAUCACUGUGUUGCAGAUCGCCGUGUUCGAGAUCAGUGUGUUCGAGAUCAGUGUGUUUGAGAUCAGUGUGUUCGAGAUCAGCGUGUUCGAGAUCACUGUGUUCGAGAUCACCGUGUUCGAGAUCACCGUGUUCGAGAUCACCGUGUUCGAGAUCACCGUGUUCGAAAUCACUGUGUUCGAGCUCACCGUGUUCGAGAUCACCGUGUUUGAGAUCAGUGUGUUCGAAAUCACUGUGUUCGAGAUCACCGUGUUCGAGAUCGCCGUGUUCGAGAUCAGUGUGUUCGAGUUCAGUGUGUUCGAGAUCAGCGUGUUCGAGAUCACCGUGUUCGAAAUCACCAUGUUCGAGAUCACCGUGUUCGAGAUCACCGUGUUCGAAAUCACCAUGUUCGAGAUCACCGUGUUCGAGAUCACCGUGUUCGAAAUCACCAUGUUCGAGAUCACCGUGUUCGAGAUCACCGUGUUCGAGAUCACCAUCAGUGUGUUCGAGUUCAGUGUGUUCGAGAUUAGUGUGUACGAGAUCACCGUGUUCGAGUUUGCCGUUUUCGAGAUCAGUGUGUUCGAGAUCAUUGUGUUCGAGAUCGCCAUGUUCGAGAUCAGUGUGUUUGAGAUCAGUGUGUUCGAGAUCAGUGUGUUCGAGAUCAGUGUGUUCGAGAUCAUCGUGUUCGAGAUCGCCAUGUUCGAGAUCAGUGUGUUUGAGAUCAGUGUGUUCGAGAUCAGUGUGUUCGAGAUUAGUGUGUACGAGAUUAGUGUGUACGAGAUCACCAUGUUCGAGUUUGCCGUUUUCGAGAUCAGUGUGUUCGAGAUCAUCGUGUUCGAGAUCACCGUGUUCGAGAUCACUGUGUUCGAGAUUACCGUGUUCGAGAUCACUGAGUUAAACGCAGGAUCCUCUGGGCCCAGUUCAAAGCAGCUCAUUUCAGAGUCUCGUCCUGUAUCUGACCUGAAGCUCUUACUUAAAUAUUGA
This is a messenger RNA of Knipowitschia caucasica, 1455 nucleotides long. The record is from the annotation of a GenBank genome assembly. NCBI's taxonomy places the organism in Eukaryota, Metazoa, Chordata, Actinopteri, Gobiiformes, Gobiidae.